GUAUACAGAUAGGUGAAUUGUUUGAAAAAUACUGUGUUUUUUUACACGCGAAACAUGAACACAUGUUAUAUUGCACACUGUAAACACAAUCAAAGCUUCAAAAAAGCGCAUAAAACUAAUAUAGUCAAAGCAGAACAUUUCUCACAUUAUCACAGUUUAUUAACUAUACUUUAGAUAAUCCCUUACGAAAAAUAACCAUGGUUUUAUUAUAGUUAAACUGUAGUAACCCAUGGUUUUUUGGCCCAUGGAGUGUUGACUUCCAUUUGUAUAAAAACAGAUUUACUACAAAUACCAUGGUUAAACUAUGGUUAAUAUAGCAAAACCAUGGUUAAUUUGAAGUUACUAUGGUUUAACUAUAGUAACCAUGGUUUUUUGGUUUUAUUUGUAGUAAAACCACGGUUAAUUUUCAUAAGGGAUGGCAACAAAAUAUGACAAGAAGAGUCAACAAAUUCAUCUUGAUAAUGUCAGAUAACUUUGAUAGAAAGGUAUAUACAGUAAUGGAUUACUAUCAAUCAAAAAUUCAGACAACUGUUAGUAUGAAUAUAAUUACACAAUUAUCAAUACUUUGUUGACCAAUUACCAAGCAAAGCUUAAUUUUGUUCAGUCUGUUAUGUAAAAAGGUUGUAUUAGCAAUUAAAGAAAAAAAACGCUAAGGCUAGUCAUAGUCAGGUCUAGUAAAAUAAAAAAUAAAAAAUUAUACCUGGUGUUUGAACAAUUUUUGUUUUAACUGUGGAAUAAUUAUUGUUAAAUCUACAAAGUAAUUCAGUCAAGAGCAGUGAGUGAUUUUCUUUCUUUACAUUAAGGACAAACACUGCAGAUUGGGGUGGUCACUUUAAGAGACAGUGCAUCCAAUAUAAGGAAAUACAUCCGAUUUCUUUGUCCACUGUUUAUUUUCAUUUAAGACAUAAAUCUUUUUUGUGUAAUUUUUUUUCUCUCGAGAAUACCCUCCAAGAUGGGUGUUUUGACAUAAUUUUGUAUGUAUCAGCCGUGGGCCCUUAUAAUCAUCACCACCUUUCACCUCACUAGCGAUGGCCCUGUUUAUUGUACAAUGUCCAAUUUUUUCUCUGUAACCAUAUACAAAGUCAGAAAGUGUAUGAUGCUUAGUGUUUUAAAAUCUGUUCAGAUUACAAAGUUGUGUAGAGUUUUUCAACCUGAAUAGCUUCAACAAACAAAACUGAAGCCUAAAAAUAGCAUUAACAUUUUGUACAAAUAAACAUGAGGAAGUCACUUUGAAAAAGCUUCUGACAGCCUUAAGAUGCAACUGAAACUUGUUUGCAAAUGCAGGCAGUAAUUCAGUCUGAGUAUAUCAUCCAUGCAAUGUCUUUGUGGUCAUGAUAUAAUUUAUUCUAUUUAUUUCUUAUCGCCUUUUCACAUGUGACCUAAAUGACAGCGUCCCUGCAGCACACAUGCUCACUACCUCCCACACUGUGUGGUUAAAAUAACUACACCUCACUGGUUUCUCAGUGCACAAAAGAAGUUAAAGGCAAAUGAGGUAUAGAGGAUAUUUGAUUUAACCAUUUGAUGUCCCUUAUGCUUUUAGACUGUCACAGCUGCAAGCCAUGGUGUUACUUCUCUAUUGUAGCUUGGACAAUGAGUAACGCCCCAUUUAUAUUUGUCCAGUGAAUGGAAGAAUGAAAGAGAAGAUAAUUUGUGAUUGGCUCUGGAUGAACAGAUAACAUUGUUUGUCACGUGGUAACUGCAUGAGAACACAUAGUGCUCUUGAUUGCCAUGUCUUAAGCUUUGAGUUAUUUUUAUUUCAGUCUACAAGACAGGUGCUAUCUCUGUACUACAUCAUAUUACUCGAGCUUGUGUCUGACUUGACUAAAAUUACGCAGCUACCUCAAACCAACAUCUCUUCUUCAUUUGCACCGUCAUGAGUUAGAACAGCAAGUGUCUGCAAAAUACAAAAGAGGAUGCCGUUUCUGAAAUUCACCAUGAUAUUAUCAAAGUGUUACGCUUUGACAACAUGUGUGUGGAUGCUUCUUUCUUUGUUUCCUGUGUUUAUAGCUGGACAUGCAUUAUUUAACGGUAUCUCGAUUCAGACGGUCCAUCGAGGAAUGUCAGUCAAUAUCAGCUGUAACUACAAACCAUCAAAUGACAGUGAUGGUUUCAUAGUAGAACUGCAAACUAAUAGCACAUUGUGCUCAGUGAUGAAAAAUAACAAUUCAUGGAUAAAUCAGUCAUGUAGAAAUCACAGUAGAUUUAUUUGGAUUCAGGAAACUGUGCAAAUGGCAUUUGAAAUAUCAAAUCUGCAGAUAAAAGAUACUGGCACUUACAAAUGUGUUGUGACAAGAACUAUACCACCUCCUUCUGUGCUUUUGAGAGAAGAAACAACAUUUGUUCAAGUGAUUGCACACCCAGUUGUGUCUGUGUCAGAUGUAAGUGCAUUGGGUGGAAUAACCACGAUCCUGUGCAUCUCUGAGGGGUUUUACCCUUCAGCUCUAGAGCAGCUGUGGAUGAGAAAUGGAGCAUUUCAUAAUGCCUCAUUCACAAACAGCACUGACAAAACCAACCCUGAUGGAUCAUUCACCCUCCAUUCAUACCUGAAGAUAUCUGACCGUGCACACUACUCGUGUUGGGUAAACCACUCAUCCCUGAGCCAACCAGCAAUAGUCCACGUGUCUCCUGAUUGUUACGGAGACAGAGAUAAAAAUGUAUGGAUAGCUCUGGCUACCUCUGCGCUGCUGAUUCUCACCAUACUGAUUAUCACGGCUGUGUGAAGAGCACAUCACAGGUCUCCUGUAAGAGUGAAUGUCACACCUGAGCCUGAUCUCCAAUCUCACCUGCAGUAUGACCUAUAUUCAUUGUUGGGUGACCAUCAUCCAGUUCCAUGCAGCCCUGUCGGAGUCCGCUCAUCUCCACAGUGAACACCAAAUAUUUAACAUUGAUAGAUUUUACAUUGAUAGACAUCCAGAUCCAUUUCUUGUAUGUAAUAUAUAGUUUCUAUAUGAUUAUUUAACCUCCCAUUUUGCUGCUUGUACUGUAUGUUGACAGAGUAUAUGACACAUACAAAAUAUAAGGCGUGUGAUCUUUGCCAGCAAAGGGAUACUCCACCCUCAAUUGAAAUCUUUGUCAUUAAUCUCUUACUCCCAUUUCAUUCCAAACCCAUAAAACUCUUUUUCAGCUUGGAAUAAAACUGAACCCUGCUUGCUUUCAAAGCAAUGCAACACUGUUAUACUAGAUUUGUCUGAUCAAUGAAGGGCUUAAAGAAGACAACUGUUGUGACUGGCUUCUCACUGGAUGGAUACUGAUCAACAAAACAAAACUGUUAUUAAGGAGGCCUAUUUUAGUGAUUGAUUAAAAACAAAUGAUUUUCAAUAAGAGACGCUUUUCACAAACCGUGAUAAACACGUAUCCUAUACAAAAUAAUUAAUGUUGUACGUUUUAAAUACAUAGUGUACAUUUACACUAGCUACACUUUCUGUUAGCCUACGCUGAAGUUCAAUUACAAAAAUGUUAACGCUGCUCCGAUGAGGUUUCUAAUAUCUAGUGCUGCUGAACUUAUCUUUUUUUCUUCUGGCUGUUUUCGUUCGUAUAAAAUUGCCAGUCAUAUAAAAAAAUAGAAUAGUAGACCAGUAAUGUAUCACAUUUCUAUCUUUGUUUUUUAUUAUUAUUAAUUCUGUCCUGUCUCUUUAUGUGUUUAUAGCUGGACAUGCAUUAUGUAAGAGUUUAGGUUCAUCAACGAAUGUUAGUCAAUAUCAGCUGUAAUUACAAAUCAUCAAGUUACAGUGUUGGUUUCUUAGUGGAACUGCAAACUAAUAGUAUAUUGUGGUCAGUGAUGAAAAGGAACAAUUAAUGGAUGAAUCAGGCAUGUAGAAAUCACUGUAUAUGCAUUUGGAAUCCAGAAACUGUGCGAAUGGCAUUUGAAAUAUCAAAUAGAAAGUAAACCAUCCAAUUCACUGGAGACUGCUUAAGGUGUUCCCCAAGGAUCUGUCUUGAGACCCCUUUUAUUUACCAUUUAUUUAAACAGUCUGGAGUAUGACAUUCAAGAUGCUAACCUUAAUUUUUACGCAGAUGAUACUAUCAUGUACUGUAGUGCUUCUUCUGGGCAGCAAGCCUUGUGUAAGCUUCAGUCAGCCGUUUAUAUUUUCAGGCUCAAAAACACUUGAAAGUAAUUUAUUUAUCUUCAGACCUUACAAGGUACUGUGAUUGAAUUAGUAAAAUAGUACAAAUAUCUUGGCAUCAUUGUUGACAAAGUUUUAUCUUUAUUUGACUUCGGAGACGCAAAGUAUCAGUUUGCACCUUCAUAUCUUCUGUUUACUUUAGAUGCAGUUUAUCAUGGUUCUCUAUGAUUUAUAUCAAACUUUAAACCCUCAACUCAUCAUUGUGCCUUGUAUAACAGAGUGGGUUGGUCCUCAUUGUCUAGUAGGAGAAAAAUGCAUUAGUACUUCAUUAUUUACAAAGCCAUCUUGGGGAUGUUGCAUUCUUAUCUUUCCUGUCUUGUAAAACAGAAAACUGUUGAUAAAUAUUUUCUGCGUUCUCAAAACUAUAGAAAUUUGCUGUCUUUGGAUCGAUUUCAAGAAAUCACUUGGCAAAUGUAAGAUAAAUCAGUGAAAUGCAGUUGUUUUAAGUCUUUUAAGUUUGUUUGAAUUGUGUAAGUCUUUGAUGAAACUUAUUGUUGCUCAUCUUGGCCAUGUCACUCCUGUAAAAGAGAUUUUUAAUCUCAGAGAGUUUUUUUCUGGUUAAAUAAAGGUUAUUAUUAAAACAGAAA
Molecule: messenger RNA, 4711 nt
Organism: Carassius auratus (goldfish)
Lineage: Eukaryota; Metazoa; Chordata; Actinopteri; Cypriniformes; Cyprinidae
Exons: 6
Coding region: 1914-2720 (268 amino acids)
Source: RefSeq, a predicted model, not a curated record